AUGCUAGGUGUCCCGAGAGUUGAGUGGACGAGUGCUAGUGGUUCUAACCCUAGCAAGGUUCCAUCUCUAUUUUCUAAGAUUGAUUUGAGAUUCGGUUAUCACGAGCUGAAUAUUAAGGCAUCGGACAUCCCUAAGAUAGUUUUUUGGACUCGUUAUAGUCACUAUGAGUUUCUUAUGAUGUCAUUCGGUUUGACUAACGCCCCUACAUCAGUCAUUGAGUUGAUGAAUGGGGUGUUCGGACCUAAUCAGAAUAUUUUUGUGAUAGUGUUCAUUGAUGACAUCUUGUGGUGUGAUGAGUGUGAGGAGAGCUUUCAAAAUCUUAAGACCUUGUUGACAUCAACUCAUGUUUUGAAUCUACCAGAGAAGGGUGUGGAUUUCAUUGUUUAUGGCAAUGCUUCUGGAGUCGGGUUAGGCGGUGUUCUGAUGCAGAAGGGUAAGGUGAUUAUCUAUGCCUCGAGAUGGUUAAAAACCGAUGAGGGGAAUUACCCUAACCAUGAUUUGGAGUUGGUAGUCAUUGUGUUUGUGCUUAAGAUGUGGCGGCAUUAUCUGUACGGGUUUCAUUGUGAGGUGAUGAGAGGGGAAGCCAAAGAGGAUGUCCUUGAUUAUGAUGAUGUCUUACGGAUUGGAGGAGGGAUUUUUGUGCCUAAGGUUGACCAAGUCCGCCCAUUUUAUCCCAGUUCGGGUGAAGUUACAACAGAGAAGUUAGCAGAGAUUUAUAUCUUGUGUGAUUGCAUGGAGUCUCGGUUUUCUAUUGUCUCUAAUCGAGGUUCAUUGUUCACUUCCCAUUUCUGGAAGGACUUGCAUUAUGGUUUGGGUACUCGAUUAGACAUGAGUACAUAUUUUCACCCUCAGACAGAUGGUCAGUCUUACUAG
Solanum stenotomum is the source of this 873-nucleotide messenger RNA. RefSeq lists its product as uncharacterized. The transcript has 5 exons. The record is from RefSeq and is a predicted model, not a curated record. Bases 1 to 873 code for a protein of 290 amino acids. Lineage: Eukaryota; Viridiplantae; Streptophyta; Magnoliopsida; Solanales; Solanaceae.